This is a messenger RNA of Mytilinidion resinicola, 407 nucleotides long. RefSeq lists its product as uncharacterized. The record is from RefSeq and is a predicted model, not a curated record. The transcript has a single exon. NCBI's taxonomy places the organism in Eukaryota, Fungi, Ascomycota, Dothideomycetes, Mytilinidiales, Mytilinidiaceae. Bases 102 to 356 code for a protein of 84 amino acids.
GCACUUGAGCGCAUGCUACGUCCACGGCAUCAUGCGAGGUGAGUUCAUGGGCCCCGGUUGGGAGGACAGACUGCGCAAAGUUGGGAUUGUUUAAUUUGGCUAUGAACAAGUAUGGACGUAUUCACAAGAAGGAGUCUUAUAUGUUAUCUAACUUCAGGCUGAAACGCAACAAGUUUGAAUUGUUGAGCGUCAUUUUCAACAUACCACAAUGCUCACUCCUUUUCAAAUCCGAGCGUCUGUUCGCGGAAGAGUACUUCAAUUCUAUGCUUUAUCGUAAGCUCAUGAUCAUCAAUCCAAUUCUGCUCCUCGCAUCAUUCUUGAUUGUCGCUUACGCCGAUGUCCGGCUUCCAGUGUAAUGCUACGUCUGUACGUACAUACAUACCCUAAUUAUAUUCAUUUAUGCACAG